UUUUACAGCACUUUGCUACAGACAGCAAUAGGCAUUAUCCCUGCUCUUUUCUUCUUACUGUCUACCUCUGAGUCUCCUGCUCGUUCUGAGGGAGACUUUGGGUGAGUGUGGUGCAGCCGGAUGGACCCCCAAGAGGAGAGGCAGCUCAAGCCAAUCUAUGCUGCCCUCGAGACGAAUUCGCUCAAGAGUGCCUUGCAGCAUUGCAAUAAGUUGCUCAAGAAGAAGUCGAAUUGGGAUAUCGUAAAGGCCUUAAAAGCGCUCGCCCUCCAGCGCGGGCUCAAGACCGAGGAAGCAUCUCAGCUAUGCGACGAGAUCCUUAAGAAUAAGCCUUCGGACGAGAGCACCCUGCUUGCGCUCAACCUCACCCUUCGACCUCUGGGACGCCACGAAGACAUCGUCACUCUGUAUGAUGAUGCAUUCAAGAAACACCCGGAUAAUGAGGAGAUUGGGGCACAAGCUUUCUUGGCGAUGAUCAAGGUCAGGAGUUGGAAGACCGCCCAGCAGGUUGGAUUAAAGCUUUGGAAAACGGUCAAGCAUGACCGGUAUUUGUAUUGGUAUCUCAUGAGUGUGACCCAGCAGGCCUCCGACCCCGAAACCCCCGAGCAGAUGUCCAAGAUCCUCCUUUCCCUGGCUGCACGCUAUCUCGCAACAAGCGACACUCCCUCAUGGAUCGUCCCCGACCGAUUCCACUUGCAUCUCCAGGUUCUUCUCGGCUUGGGAGAUGUGACCACCGCCCGGCAGCUGCUGGAGAGCGAGAAGGGCGAGGAACUAUGCAGGAACGGUCUGGUGCUCGAGGAUGUGAGAAGGGGACUGGCGAAGCGUGUUGGGGAUUGGGAAGGGGAGAGGUUGCGGUGCAAGAAGAAGGUUGAGGCAGGGGACGGGAAUUGGAACAAUUAUUUGGCUAUGUUGGAGGGGACGUUCAUCGUCCCUGAAGUGCCAGUUGCGAACGGUGAAACGAAUGGAGAUGCGGAAAAAGAGAAACACGAGGAAACCAAGGUUGAACUAGCUGCCCUCCCUCCACUGCAAGAGCGUAUCGCCAGCGCUCAAGCUCUGUUCACGUCUCUCGUCGCCCAAGUUGGACGAAAGGAGCGCGCCCCUUCACUUGCCCUCCUCGAACUGGAAAAACGGACUCGUGCACUCGAACCUCUUCUCACGACGGGAAGCCCUCCUCGGGUGGACCAGAUGAAGGUCUACCUGGAGAAGUUCUCGGAAAAACCGUGCUGCUUCGACGAUUUGAAACCGUUUGUAGAGGUGCUUGGAGAGGAGGAGCUGGGCAAGUGGAUAGAGCAUCUGAAGAGCUGGACACCGGACGUGACAACCCCUCAAGCACUCGAAACUACCUUGACCAUCCAAAAGCUACUCCGCCACCGGCAGUCUACCACUGGGGAGCCCACAGCCGAGCAAGCGUCCUCGCAAGCGUCGUCGCAAGCGUUCGCAUUCCUCAAGCUGUACCGCGACGCCCUUCCGCUAGGGAAGGAUCUGAAGCCUGUCGAGCUCCAGCCGGCAGACGACUUCUGCUUCCUUGCGGCACAGGCGUUUGUCGGUGCGUGGGCGCGGGACGGACAGCUCAAACAUCUUUGGCAAGCAGUGUGCGUGCUUGAAUAUGGGCUUGUGAAGAGCGAGAAGGCGUACCAACUCAGGCUGUUGUUGAUAUGCUUGUAUCGGUUACUUGGCGCUUCUUCCCUCUGCUUAGAUCACUACCGGGAAACCAACGUCCGCACCGUACAACAUGAUACUUUGUCCUGGCUCGUCCUGAAUCGCGCUACCACGUUCUCGACCUGCGCGAGUGGGGACAUCUCCUACCUCACCGAGUGCCUCGAAGCGAGUGCGAUCUAUGCUGAUAACUGGACCGAGACGGGAGAGAUGAUCACCAAGGCGUUCCAAUACGAGAAGUACUCGCAGAUCCCGGACUUCCUCAAUUUCGAGGAGCUUAUCGAGAACUCACUUCAGAGGGACCUGAUCCGCAUCGAGCACUUGCGGAUGACGCUUACCCACGAGUUGCUCAACAACGUCGAGAUGCUCGGCAUUCCGCAGGAGAUCCAGGACCUGGAUCUUAACUUGCAACGCAAGUCUAACCCGGACAACCGGGACUUCUCCGUCAUCCCGAAUAUGCAGCCAAUGGGACAGGAGAUCCUCAAGCAGGUCGAGCUUGGACCGAAGUGCAUGGCCCCUUGGGUUAAUGUGUUCUCCAAAAUAUAUCUUAGGUCUCUGCGUGCUCUGUCAAACGUGUAUAAUGUCCCUGAAAGCUUCACCGCGUCAAUCAAGGACAAGACAGAGUUCACGAAGGCCGAAAGAGCUGUGAUGACACUGUCGGAUGACCUUCUGGAGUGGCUAGCCCCGAUCUCAGCUCUCCCUGUCGAGUCAGACGGCAAGCUCACCAAUGGUCACGCCAACGGUGUCGAAGCAGUUUCACCUGUUCUACUGUUCCAAACCGAGCCUACAAAGGAAUCGGCUUUGGAGGCUAGCAAGCGGGUGACUCAGUUCUUCGACGACGAGUGGGCAGAACUGCAAAAGCUUGUGGAAGCAAAUGCCCUCCCAUGGGAGCUGCUUCACAUCGUCUCCAUCGCGCUCGAGGGUUUUGUCCUCGUUGAUCUCUUCACAUAUCCUUUCAAGGUUCCCAGCGGCCGUGCAAAGAAGGGAGAUCCCGUGUUCCAGAGUGUCAAGGCUGUCCGCCAGCAUGCGGUGGAUAUGCUGAAGAAGUUCUCGGAGGAGUUGACGCGGUUAUCGCACGAGUGCGGCUCCAAGCCGUUGGCAGAAUUCGAAGGUCUCUGCGAGCCUCUUGUGAAGGAGGCCGAGUUCAGGCCCGACUUCGUGCACAAAGUCGGGAAGAAGUUACUGGAGUCACGAAAGAAGAUGAUGGAAGGUAUGGCGAAAGGGAUUGUACGACGGUGUAUUUAAUGGAUCUUGCCGAGGUCAUGAUCGUUCGGUUGCUGCACACCCCUCAUUCAUACGAUUCCUCUCUGACAAGUCAUUUUGAUCCGCAAUGCAUACGUUAUUACAUC
Molecule: messenger RNA, 3002 nt
Organism: Dacryopinax primogenitus
Lineage: Eukaryota; Fungi; Basidiomycota; Dacrymycetes; Dacrymycetales; Dacrymycetaceae
Exons: 11
Coding region: 121-2898 (925 amino acids)
Biological process (GO): N-terminal peptidyl-methionine acetylation
Cellular component (GO): NatB complex; cytoplasm
Molecular function (GO): protein-N-terminal amino-acid acetyltransferase activity; protein binding
Source: RefSeq, a predicted model, not a curated record